Molecule: messenger RNA, 816 nt
Organism: Thelazia callipaeda (thelaziosis nematode)
Lineage: Eukaryota; Metazoa; Nematoda; Chromadorea; Rhabditida; Thelaziidae
Source: the annotation of a GenBank genome assembly
AUGAAACAGGGUGAUCGAGUUAGAAUCGCUAAUUAUGAUUGCUCAUUUUAUGAACGUCUUAACAGUUACAAUAAGCUAACUUGGAGUCCACGAAUGGCUAUGUAUAUUGGCAAAAUUGGCAUUAUCAGAGAAAUAACGGUGGAAUCCGUACAAGUCACCUUCUUCAGCUGGGGACCAGCAGAGGCUACCACGACAAUUUCUUCGAAUAGUUCAACCCAUAAAGAUAAAAAAGUGUUCUCUGAAACUAUUCGAAAUACUCUAGUGGAAGCAACUUACUCCUGGCAUCCGAAAGUGGUACUUUCAGCUCAAACAAUUUGCAUGUUGGAUGGUGAUCGUGCUAUUUUGAUCCGAGAUAAGGUUUACUACUUAUCCAGUCAAAACUUAUCAUUCUUAAUGCGUGAUCGCAAUCUUCCCACACAUUUGGUCAAUAUAAACCGUACGCCAGCACGAGUAGUAUUUGGUACUAAUGCAGUAGAGCAAAAUUCAAACAAUAUUGUGGAAGCACUAAAAUAUUGGGCUGAAACUGGUGAUGACCAGAAAUUUCGACUUGCACUUCAUUACGAUCCGGAUUCAGUAACAAAUUUUGCUUUUAAACUUUUGAUCAUACUUUUAUUUUAUUAUAUUUGCAUGAAAAAUGCUGUCAUCGAUGGUCAAACACCGUUAAUGAUAGCAGUUGAUUUGGGUCUGUGGACUGCUACAGCAGCACUGAUAUGUAUGGGUGCUGAGACAAAAGUUUCUGAUCCACAUGGCAAUGGAUUGUAUCACAUUGCUGCAAAACGGUCCAUAUUUUAUUACUUGAUAUGCUUACUGAAUUAA